Molecule: messenger RNA, 3483 nt
Organism: Morone saxatilis (striped sea-bass)
Lineage: Eukaryota; Metazoa; Chordata; Actinopteri; Moronidae
Gene: mcm8
Product: minichromosome maintenance 8 homologous recombination repair factor
Exons: 20
Biological process (GO): double-strand break repair via homologous recombination
Cellular component (GO): MCM complex; nucleus
Molecular function (GO): single-stranded DNA helicase activity; ATP hydrolysis activity; single-stranded DNA binding
Source: RefSeq, a predicted model, not a curated record
GGAGGAGGAGGAGGGUGGAGAGGUGGUGGUGUUGUUGGGGGAGGAGGAUCAGGAAACCAUCAGAGAGUCCUUUCUCAGGCUACUCUGGAUGUGUUGUGUCCGUACAAAGGAUGGACACUCUACUUCACAGAAGGCUUCAUAGAGAGCUCACCGAGUGUGGAGAAGAUCAAAGUGUUUGAGAAAUAUUUUACUUCCAAGAUCCACCUGUAUGACAAGGAUGAGAUUGAGCGCCAGGGCAGUGUUCUGGUGGAUUAUGCAGACCUGACUGGAGACAAAACUGUGCGACAAGCCCUUCCUGAUCUGACCACACAGCUGAAGGAGCAGCCAGAGGUGAUACUCAACUGUCUGGGAGUGGCUAUUCACCAGGUGUUAACUAUAGAUUUAGAGAAACAGGCUGCUGAGCUGGAAGGAGAAGAACUUCCUGUCACUACACCAAUCAUCAACAUCCCUCACAUUAGUGCAAGGCUGUACAACUACGAACCGUUGACUCCACUGCGGACGUUGCGUGCCAGUGUGUUUGGGCGGCUGGUGUGUGUGAGGGGAACAGUGGUCAGAGUAAGCAAUAUCAGACCUCUGUGCACCAGGAUGGCCUUCAGGUGCCUGGUCUGCUCGCGCACACUGUCUCUGCCACUGCAUCAUGGGAAAUACGCUACUCCCACCAAGUGUAUCCAGCCUGACUGUCGCAGUCAUUCCUUCACCCCCAUCCGGAGUUCUCCUCUUACUCACACUGUAGACUGGCAGAUCAUCAAGGUGCAGGAGUUGAUGGGCGGGGAGCAGAGGGAGACUGGACGGAUCCCGCGCACCGUGGAAUGUCACCUGACCUCUGACCUCUGUGACAGCUGCGUCCCCGGAGACACAGUUACUGUGACAGGGAUAGUUAGAGUUACCAACGAUGGUACUUCCCGGGGCCACAAGGAUCAGUGUAUGUUCCUCCUCUACCUUGAAGCCACUUCAGUCAGUAAUACUAAAGGUCAGCAGUCAAAGUCAGGUCAGGGGUCAAGAGGGUCACUUGAAGAUCGCUCUGGAGGGGAGGAGUUCAGCCUGAAGGAGCUGUAUGCCAUCCAGGAGAUCCAGUCACAGCCUAACCUGCUGAGACUUAUAGUACACUCUCUGUGUCCUGUCAUCUAUGGCCACCUGGUGGUGAAGGCUGCUCUAGCCUUGGUGUUGUUCGGAGGCAGACAGAAACACACAGGCAAGAACAGCGUCCCAGUUAGAGGAGACCCACACAUCCUGAUGGUGGGAGACCCUGGACUGGGAAAGAGUCAGAUGUUACAGGCAGUGUGUAAUGUGGCUCCCAGAGGAAUCUAUGUAUGUGGCAACAGCACAAGCACUGCAGGACUGACUGUGAGUUUAUCCCGAGAUGCAGGAACAGGGGAUUAUGCUCUAGAGGCCGGAGCCUUGGUGCUGGCUGACCAAGGCCUUUGCUGCAUUGAUGAGUUUGAUAAGUUGGGUAACCAACAGCAGGCUCUGCUAGAAGCCAUGGAGCAGCAGUCUGUGAGUCUGGCUAAGGCUGGAAUAGUUUCCUCUCUUCCUGCCAGAACGUCAGUUCUAGCUGCUGCGAACCCUGUUGGUGGUCAUUACAACAGAAGCAAGACCGUCUCUGAAAAUCUGAAAAUGGGCUCACCUCUUCUUUCUCGAUUCGACGUCAUCUUCCUCCUUCUGGACAUCCCAGAUGAGUCACAUGACCGCCGCCUGUCAGAACACGUUAUGGCAAACAGGGCAGGAAGAGGCAAAACCAGCAGCGCCAUAGUCACCAGGACUAACAGUGAGUCAGAGACCUCCAUCCUACUACAGCACUCAGACAUGCCGCUGUCUGAACGUUUGCAGGUCCCAGCAGGCGAAACUGUAGACCCCAUUCCAGCAUGUUUGUUGAGGAAGUAUAUCAGCUACGCUCGACAGUAUGUCCAGCCCUCGAUCUCUCCUGAAGCAGCACAGACAAUUCAGGACUUUUACCUGUCACUGAGAUCUCAGGCACACACUGCUGAUUCCACACCGAUCACCACACGACAACUUGAGUCUUUAAUUAGACUAACUGAGGCAAGAGCCAGAUUGGAGCUCAGAGAGACUGCUACCAAGAGUGAUGCUGAGGAUGUGGUGGAGAUCAUGAAACACAGUCUGGCUGACACAUACUCAGAUGGUCUGGGCAAUCUGGACUUUGAGCGCUCUCAGCUUGGGUCAGGAAUGAGUCAGCGCAGUGCUGGAAAACGACUAAUCAACGCACUGCACUUGCAUGCCCAGAGGACCACUCAGAAUCAGUUUGACCUACAAAUGCUUCGAUCUAUGGCUGACAGACUAAACAUCAAGGUGGUGGAUUUUGAACAGCUGGUGAGUUCCUUGAAUGAACAGGGUUUCCUGUUGAAGAAAGGACCCAAGCUGUACCAGCUGCAGACUGUCUGAUCACUGACAACUGCUGAGUAUACCCCUGCUCCUUUCUGCCUCACUACUAGGUCAGUGUGUGGGAUAAUUGAACAGGGUCUCUCUGUAUUGAAAAGAAACCAUCUGUCCUGACCGCUUUCACAAAACCACCAACCACUACUGUUGAACCCUUUGAAGAGACUGUAAGAACAACUGACAAAGACAGGACAGAUCACCUAACUACGAAAAUCUCACAGAGAGCAUCUCACUGCGGCCUUACAGCAUCUACAGUUUCCUAAGUGUGCACAAAUCUGCUAAAGAGUAGGAACUAAGCUCAGCUGACUCUAGUACACACACAUCUCUGCUGAAAUAGUCUGCAUUUAUUUACACAGAAAAAGCUUCAAACUGAACAUGGUAAUAUUGACUAUACUUGUUAUUUGGCUGUACUUGCAUCAGUUAAGUGGGACUUCAGACAUGAUUCAAGACUUCAAGCAAAUGUGAUUUAAUACCCCACCUCUUCAUUGGUAUGAUGUGUCGCAGAUACUAAUAUCUUAAUAAAGAUAUCAAAACUUUUCAGAAUUUGCACAGCACUCAGCAAUAGCAGUGGCACCAUGCUGUUGACGCAAUGAACAUUCAUCCACUGGGGUUGUCACUCAUCCAACUAAAAUAUUGAACAAUUAUACACUAAAUCCACGUGUUAUAAGUAUCCAAAAUUGCAGCUCAUUUAAACAUUUUCAAUCCACAACUAAAGCAGAAGGUUUGGAUUGGAUUAAACCUUUGGUACAGUGCUGAUGUUACCUCCCUUACCCAUACUGACUGUAUUGAAGAUCCGUUCUGAUGUUGUAUUAAGCUGGCAAUAUAUUUUUAUAAUUUUCUCAAGUAUUGACUUUAUAAUCUGCAUCUGAAAUCCAGUGUUGGUUGGGCUAUAGUAUGUUGAUCUAAAAUCCAGCAAGUGUGCAGCAUUUCGUCUUAAUGCUUUGCAUUGAUCUGUAUGGUCUACGUUGUUUCUUUUUGUACUGUAUGCACUUUAUUAGUUAACAUUAAACAGUUAAUAAAUCAUUUUAUUCCCCUAUGUAUUUCAGCACGUUGUUGUUUGUACACAGUUAAAUGGUUGACAGUGAUUUUAAA